UGCAGAAGGGGAAGGAGACUCCGGAGAGCAUUGCUGGUGGUUGCUGCGUUUGAUACACAGCCAGUGGAAACCUCUUCGAAGACAUGAGAUGUGAAAUAUAAAAAUCGGACCAUUUGGUUAGUGUGUGUUCCCUGCCGACCGCCGCUUCAAAUCACAUGUCGCCGACCUGUCCCCCCUUAGAGGAUUCUGAGUGUGAAGAGAUACCUGAUGAGGAAGUCAGGAUGAGAGCUUCAGAGAACCUGCAGUCCUUCCUAGAGGACAGGGAGAAGUCUGACAUCCUUCUGGAGCUGCAUUUAGAGGCCCUGAAAACUUCACACCGACAACAUCUUCAGCAGAUCAAGCUGCAGCACCAGGCUAGUCUAGAGAGCCGGACUCUGCAGAACUCACUGCUCUCCACAAACUCUAACACUCCACUAAAGACCAACAUACCACAGGGAAAUCUCCAUAGUGAUGAAGGCAACACCAAAAGCAGAGGAAGUAUUUACCUGUUUAAUAGACCACAGAGAUCCUCUUCCACACCUGACCUGAGCUCCAAGAUGAGCCAGCACAAGCCUCUUAACUCUUCUGGAACCUUGAGAUCUACCAUGACCCUUUCACAAGAUCCCUGGAAAAAAACACACCUCUGUGACAAAGAACCUAAACAAGUCACAACUGACAAAGAAGAACUGGACUGGGCUGAGUGUCAGAAACAGUUUCGAGUAUCACCUGUACCGGAGCACAUCUUCAAACUCCUUUAUGACAAUAUUAUAAAGGAGCAGGAACGUGUGAGGCAGGAGGGACGGCAGCAGAGGAAAGAGUUCCUUCUAUCCAUACAGAAACCCUUUAGGUUUCACCAAAGAGAGAAGGGGAGAAGGGACAGGCUGAAGCCAGGGACCAGUGCUGAUAAACUUAGUGAAAACAAAAAGGAUGAUGGAAGGAGAAGAUGCAUACCUAAAGAUGUCACAGACCCAGCAAUCUCUGAACAGUUGAAAGAAAAGGAGCAACAGAGGAAGAUCCGCAUCCAGGCCAGGGCUCAGGAGACUCUCAGGGCAUCCUCUGCCCCUAUCCAGAGCCUGAGUACCAGAGCCGAGCACCAGGCCCGUAGCUCGCAGAGAACCAAGACCAAAGUGCUGGGAUUCUUAGAGCAGAGUCCAUCUUUCCGACCAAAGAUAAAUGCUAAGGUGCCAGAUUUUGAUAAGUUGCACCAGGCCUUCCAGAAAGAGGUGAUGGAGAGAACAGAAAGGAGAGAGGUCACUCUCUGCCAGCCGUUCCAGCUACAAACAUCAGCUCUUCAACCACGUCACAGCAGAAGCAGCACAGACAAAUCACCAAAAUAUAAUGACAUGAACAUUUUGAAGAGGAGCAAUUCAUUUAGUGGUUUGACAUCAUUAUCCAGAGAUACUCUUCCAACUUACAUAACUGAUGCUGCCAGGAAAAGAUCUAUGGCCAUAAGAAAGUCUCUGGAGCUGAGAGACAGUAAGGAGCAGCAAAAUGCAGAGUGGAUGAGACAACACAGAAUGAAGUCUCAAGCCAUGAGCAGAGGAGUUGUAGCAAGGGCCAAGGCCAUGGACCCCCACAGGAGUCUGAAAGAGGUCUUUCAGGAGAAGCUCAAGCAGCAUAGGCAAGCUGAUCAAGAAAGGGUGAAAGAUUAUAAAAAAGAACUGAUUGAGAUGAAAGCUCGAGUCUCAGCACGUCCUUACCUCUUUGAACAGGUGUCACAGAGAGAUGCUAAGAGUGAUGCCGAGCGCAGAUACAGAAGUACUCUAGAGCAGGAGGGCCUGGAUGAAAAUUUUGUAAGAUCAACGGGAGAAAAUGAUGAAAGCCAAUCAUCAGAAAAUACAGACACUGAUGGCAAAAGUAAUGUUGGCGAUCACAGCUUUGAAACUGACACUCAGCACAGGGAAGGAAGCGGGGAUGACAGCGUCCGAAGUGAGGAUGGAACAGAAGACGAGAGCGUGAAUCCCUAAGGGAAAGGAGUCAGCUGACAGUGAGGGAGCAGUUGGUAUUUGGUUAACACAGCAUGUCAGAUACAAGAACACUCGCACUUUCCUUCAAUCAGUUCGGCAUUUGAGUCUUGUUGAAAAUGUGGUAAGCCAUGUAAAUCUCAGAGAUAUAAUUUUUUUUCAUGGCUUGUGUUUAAAUGUUUACAUGUCAUGUUUGUAAGUGAUUUUUAUAGGAUGAUUAUGAUUCUACUUCGACAAGAUGGGUUCUGGCUGUGCAACGUGCUUAUUAAGAUGAAAAUGUCAAAGGCAAUUUGGGACUUGUGGAUCUAAAUUUGUUGGGGGCUACAGAGAGACACUUGCAAGCAAAAAAUAUCUUCACAAAAAAAGAAAACGAAUAUUAAAGGUUUUGCAUUUGCUUGUCUUCUGCUUAUUGCGCAUUAAAUAAUAUUUGAUGCCAUUGCAUGUUUUAAAAUCUGUGGUGAUGUGUCUGGAAGGUUGUACAGUGGAAUAUUAACAAACAGUAAACAAGGAAAAGUUUACUCAGGGAUUCACUAAAUCCAUUUUCAUUCCUCCCUUCUGACAGCUGCAGAGUGAAGGUGAUGAUGAUGGACAACUGCAACACUGUAUUUCUGUACUGUAAUUAUUACCUAUAACUGUCACAGAGGAAAGCUUUUUUCUCUGAGCUCAAUUUGAAUAAAUACGGAAAUAACAAAAUAUGAGAAAGUUCCCUUUAGGACAAGGCACAUCUGAAAUUCACAUUGCUGAGAUCUCAAUCUUGGGGAUGAGGUCUGGCUAUUUUGAGAACCACAGCACCACUAAAGUCAACGAUGGUUAUUUAUCUAUCAUAGUAAAAGAAACCCUCAUGUCACUGUGCUGCCCCAGCUGCCUGCCACAUCAAGAGCUUAUACUCUGUCCAGAUUUACAGUGAACACUCCCUCCAACCUAUUUCUGAAUGCCUUGGUGAUAUAUGUUUCAUAAAUUAAAAGCAAAAAAGUUCCAGCCCAUUUCAAUGCAUUUCAUAAAUCUUUUGUAGUUGUUUAAAUUAAACUUCCAUUGCAGUAUAAUCUGAAAAUCAGAUUCCAUCUAGCAUCCUGAAGUCUUCUUUAUUUUGUUUCUUCCUGGGAACCCUUCAAGUUUCUCUUUAAAAAUGUCCAAAGGGGUCCAAGUAGAACCCCUUUUGGAAGCUAAGAAUCUUAAUGAAUCUAAGGAACCCACGAGUAGCCAUUUUAAUAAAGUGUUUUAUUUUUCUAAAAGUGUAUUUGUUUCCUUGAAAGUUCAAAUAUAACAAAAUUCAACUGGAAAAGCUCUAAAAACUAAAUAGAGGUUUGGAACAUGCAUUAUUUUUAAAAUAUAUUAUAUUGUACACUCUCUUAGACCAAAAAGUUAAAUCUAUAACCCUGAAAGGUUCUUCAGCUCGUGCUUAUGGGGGAGCCUUUAAAAAAUAAAUAUAGGGUAAGUCCAUAGCUAUCCAAAGAACCCCCAAGAACCAUUUCUUAUUGGAAGCUUUUAAAAUAACUUGAUGAUAUUACACUGGCACAUCUAACAUUAUUGAACAAAAUUUAAAUGGAACAUCAGGGAUUUGUAUAACAUGCUAAUGUUGCAUGUUUUACUGAUAGAGUGGAACCUUCCUGAGGAGCCGAGCAUCACACAUGGUUCCAUAAACAACAGAUUCACUGUGUAUCUGCUCAUGCAUUCAGUCAAGGUGCUGUGCAGCUCGGGAUCUGAGAGACAUGUUUGGCCUGAGCAUUUAGCAUCACAUGUUGGAAAGUUCAAGGGCUCCUGCAAGGUCGUCAUGGCAACUGUGCUCUCUCCUGCUACCCUGUCAUUUCCAAGCACACUCAGUUUCCCGACAGAUUGUCCUUCACGAUGACAGCACUUCACUCAACCUAGCGCAUGCAGUCGAUUUGUCUUUUGAACUCGCUGAAGAGGAAUUCCAGUUAUUAGAUGGAUAAUCCUGUAACACAUAAUGUUCUGAAAAUACAUGCAAUGAACAUUUAGAGCAAACGUGAUGAGAUGUGAUCUUCUGAGGUUUUACACUGAGGAAAAUCCAUUUCUGAAUUUUUACUUGUCUUUUUUUAAACUAACUUAAAAUAUGUAUCAGAUCUCAAGCAAAGACAGUUCAGUGCAGUACUCAAUGUUCUCUGCGCACACAUCACUUCUGUUCAUUAAGUGUGUGUGGUGCUGCUCCUUAAUACAGCUAUAUUUCAGUUCUACAGGUUUCCGUUCAGUUAUAAACCCUUUCAAUGUGUCAUAAUGGGGCAAAAGUAAGGCUGAAAUAUUUUAACAACACAAUGUAGGAGACUAUAUAUUGGGCACAGGGGUUUACAUUGUGAACAUCUUUCAGAUGAUCUUCCUCUCAUUUUUGACAA
Messenger RNA from Pangasianodon hypophthalmus (striped catfish), 4291 nucleotides. RefSeq names its product FAM161 centrosomal protein B (gene fam161b). Gene Ontology annotation, biological process: cilium organization. The record is from RefSeq and is a predicted model, not a curated record. Lineage: Eukaryota; Metazoa; Chordata; Actinopteri; Siluriformes; Pangasiidae. Bases 156 to 1946 code for a protein of 596 amino acids. The transcript is spliced from 9 exons. Gene Ontology annotation, cellular component: cilium.